CUCGUCUCAUUUCUCGUUGGUUCUCUUGCGGGUUCGUACGUUCGUACGCGUACCGGGUGCUAGCUAGCUAGGUGUUUCUGAUUGGGUUCCCAUCCCGUACGCGUAUUUGCUUCCUGGUGCUUUCGUUCCGUGCGUGCUAGCCUGCUCGGUGAGCCCGAAGAAAAUUCCAUCGGUGAUCCCUGGAAUGGAUUAGGCUGCGUUCGUUCAUCUCUCGGUGUCGAGGACUCGACUCGAUCAAGGGAAUUCGAUUCUUCAAUAACCGGUAUCUCGCCCCCGGUAUAGACGUGCGUAUGUGCGUGUGUAGAAGGAAUGAAGAAAAAUCAGUGCCUCCUUGAUUGGGAUACGUGCUGAUCGAGGUCUCUGGAAGGUGUCUGUGCGAUGUUUUGAUUACUCGUGAACCUGAAUCCCCACAAGCAGCAAAGCCUGUGAUUGCACUCAUCAUAAUCAACACAGCGGCAACAACAACAACAACGACAAACAAGAAAGUAAUCAAAGCGCAAAGUAAGCAAUCCAAGUAACCUCAAUGUUACGUCGGAGCAAAGACGCGACGGUAGAAAACUGUGAAAGAGAGUGUUUUGGAUAAGAUACCUGAUGCUGAUGUCUGGUGUAGCUAAGAAAGCCGCCGCCGCCUUAGAUUGCGUACUGUAUCACCGAUUUUUUUUAUUCGUUGCGUUCCUCAAUUACAGACAUACAGAGUUCGGGGGUCUCUCUCUCUAUCUUUAAGGCAGUGUUUUUUCGGGGUACAAAGAAAAUUGUUCAAUUGUCGAGUGAAAAAAGUGGAAUUUUGAAAGUUUUCUCGACUUCCCCGCUGCGACCGAAAUAACUGGGUUGUUCUCUUUUUUUGCUGCUGCAGCGUCUUUUUACCAUGUUGUCACACCAAAGCUGCGGAGAAAAUUGCGUGAUUUAGUGGAAGAUUUGUUUCUGCCCGUUUUUUUCGGUUGCUGAUGUUGUUGUGGUUCAUCACAACGUCACGUCGUGUUCGUCGUUAAUAAAGCAAUUGGAAGCGUCUUCAACGAGCAGCUGAUCCACACCCCCACGAUACCAGAUGAUCGAAUUGUUGGUGCUAAAAACAAGCACAACUCAACUUAACUGAAUGCUGUUGUGUUAGAUAAGAAGAUUUUCCCAGGCUCCGUCGAGUGGAUGUUAGUUAGCAACAGCCGGAAUGCCGAACUGCAGCUCUAUCGCCGUUGAUUGCAUUCAUUUGCGAGUGCUGCGUUCCUGAUUAUGCAUUGAUUGCUUUUUUCUCCGCAAAAUCAUCUUAAGUUAUCUCUUGCACAUGGAUGGCAGAAUGUCUUUUUCAACAUCCGUUGAUUGCGUUGAAAGGAUUUAUCUCCACCUUUAAGUCAGAUCAUCACGGAUUCUCACGCCCCGCCCCCUUUAUUGCUGGUUGAUCCGUGGAACAGAAACAAAUGUGACCCUCUGCGAUACCAUUAGAAACCAAUUUGCAACAAAACUAACUGAAAGACAAUGUCCAGUAGCUCGAGUGGUCCGCCCAUGAGCUCAGGAGGAGGAGCAGGAGUUCGUCAUCACCACACGAUACCCGGAACAACGAUGAAUGUGGUGGCCGUCGCUGAACUGGGCAGUCCCUAUGCUGCUCCAGGAAGUUCGGAAGUUCACAUUAAUAAUGUUAAUAAUAGUGGUGGUGUUUCAAGUGGAAGUGCUCUUCAUAUUAGUGGUGGCAAUAGUAGUGCUAGUGGUUUGUCCGGAGGCUGCGGGGGAACUCCGCCCUCCCGGAGCAACGUAAUUUCCAGUCCGAUUCAACAGAUGAGCACCGGAGUUCCUGGUCCUUCUUCGAAGGGUUUGCUGAAUGCGCCGGGCCAGAACAAUUGCUUCCUGAAUUGUGCCGUACAGGUCCUCUGGCACCUGGACGCCUUUCGAAGAUCGUUCCGGCAGCUCCAGAACCAUGUCUGCGGUGGGCCUGACUGUAUAUUCUGCGCCCUCAAGGAACUCUUCUCGCAGCUGCAGACCAGUUCGGAGCCGGCCCUAUGUCCGGAACCGCUGCGCCGAGCCCUGGCCAGUGGCCCUCUAGCGGGGCGUCGCUUCCCUCUGGGAUGCCUCGGCGACGCAGCCGAAUGUUUCGAGCUGCUCCUGCACCGGGUUCAUCAACAUCUAUCCCCGACGGAAGGUGACAGCUGCGACGCUCCCCAAUGCAUCGCCCAUCAACGGUUCGCUAUGCGCGUCGUCGAACAGAGCGUGUGCGAGUGCGGUGCCAACUCGGAACAGUUACCCUUUACCCAGAUGGUGCACUAUGUGUCGGCCUCGGCCCUAACCUCGCAGAGCAAUCUUUCGGCCCAGAACCAGCAGAACAUCACGUUCGGUCAGCUGUUGCGCAACGCUGGCAACAUGGGCGACAUUCGGGAUUGUCCGAACGCCUGCGGUGCAAAGAUCGGCAUUCGGCGAGCCCUGCUCAACCGACCAGACGUAGUCUCGAUCGGUGUUGUGUGGGACUCGGAACGACCGGCAGCUGAUCAGGUGCACUCGGUUUUGAAGGCGGUCGGAACGUCGCUUCGAUUGUGUGACGUGUUCCACCAGGUUAGCGAUCAACGCUGGGCUCAAACGGUGAGCCACGAGCUGGUCGGAGUAGUGUCCUACUACGGAAAGCACUACACGACCUUCUUUUUCCACACCAAACUUCGCGUUUGGGUGUACUUCGACGAUGCCAACGUCAAGGAAGUUGGCCCCAACUGGGAAGGAGUAGUCGACAAAUGUUCCCGAGGUCGUUAUCAGCCUUUGCUGUUGCUGUACGCCUUGCCUCAACCGCAACCGCAGCCUCAACAAGUAACCCCUCAAGAGCUGGCUGCAAUGCAGCAGGCUCAACAUCGACGAGCCGUUACACCAAGUCCGGAAAAGGCCCCGAUGGGCUCCCAAAACCGUCGAGCUAUCACUCCGACUCCAAACCGUGCCGUCUGCGACUACCAGAACCUAAACGUCAUCCAAGCCAAGAUUUUCCCCAACGAAGAAAAGGAAAACUACAUCAGCCGGAAGGCCGUCCAAAAUGUACUGAACGCCCAACAGUACCAGAACCUAUCCGUCAUCCAGGACAAAAUCUUCGCCCAUCAACAGCAGCAACCUCCGCAAGAGUCCGACAAAGAUCACGGGGGCUACAUCUCCAAGAACGCCCUCAACGCACAAAUGCGUCAAAAGCCACCGAUGAACCUUCACCGUAGUCUCAGCGCUGAGUCCGGUCAAGUUUCACCUCCUACUUCUUCAACCUCCUCCCCGGACGGUCUCUCGAUCCCCGAUCACCUCAACCAACCUCGUCGAAGGGACUCCGGCAACUGGAGCGGUGAUCGCAACUCGGCCUCCUCUUCCUCCUCCACAACCCUCGAUAAUCCCUACCUCUAUCUGGUAGGCAAACGAAACGGAAGUGUCCCCGCGAGUCCAACCCGACAGGGUCAAUUCUACGACGCCGGAUACGAUUCGUACUCCCUGUCGUCAACGGACUCUUUCCCUCCCAAACACCCGGUCAACCCGGCCAACAACAUGCACCUGGCCAAGAUCCCAGAAUCGGUAGUCCUCAGCGGAGACUGCGAAAAGCUCUGCAUGGAAGCCGAUCAACUGCUCGAAAAAUCCAGAAUCCUUGAGGAAGCUCACGACCUCGAAACCGCUCUGGUUCUGUGCAACGCCGCAGCCGGAAAGGCACGCGCAGCCAUGGACGCUCCCUACAGCAACCCGCACACGAUGACCUUCGCCCGGAUGAAGCACAACACCUGCGUGAUGCGGGCUCGAUCCCUGCACCGCAGAAUCCUUAUCGAAAAGGGUGGCGAGAUCGUCAAGGAACAGCAGCACCACCAACAACAGCAAAUCGCCUACAACCUGGCCGGGAUCGGCACCGGUGGAAUCGGCCACCGGAGGCAGAACAGCAAGGAGAAGCUGCUGAGCAAUGGUCGCCAGAAUAGUAAGGAGAUGCUACACGGUGAUACUAAUUCUUUGACCAGGAACUCACCUUCCAAGAGUAUCGAGAUCUAUGCAACCCUACCCAAGAAAAAGGUUUCCCUCAAACUGAUCGAGGCGGAGAACAUCGAAGAAGCGAGCACCAUGGGCACUGUUGAUGUAAAGCCGGAGCGGGAGAGUCGGUCCCUAUUUGGGCGCAGCAAAGACUCCAAGGAUAAGCGCAGCCGCAGCGAGGAUCGCAACAAGAUCAAUCGAGAUUUCGCCCUUGGUGAUCCGGCUCUGGUAAACGCCAAGGAUACGCUUAAGAAGCACAAGGAGGAGAAGGACGCCGACAAGAAGGACAAGGACGCCAAGAGUGGCAAGAAGCAGCACAAAAUCCGACGGAAGCUGUUGAUGGGCGGAUUGAUUCGAAGAAAGAACCGAUCGAUGCCGGAUCUGACUGAAGGCGCUGGUGCUGCCGAUGAUCAGGCCGGAUCGAGUUCCCCCGUUAAGCAGAUCGUUUCAAUCGAUGACAGUACCGUUGGACUUGGGCUGGCUAAGGACGCUACCAAUAGUGGGUACCUUUCCGAGGGACACUUUGAUUACCAGGUCUCAAACACCAACCCGAAUUUAGAGCGCAGCAAGCUGAUGCGGAAGAGCUUCCACGGAAGUGGCAAGACUUUGUCGAUCACAAAGGUGCCUCCACCCCCACCAGUAAGAAUCGGAUCUUCGCUAACCGGUCCACAACCGCCACAACAACCCCCGCAGCAGCAACAGCAACAGCAGCCGCAAAUGCUGCAAGUACAAAAACUCCCACUGAACGGUGCCAAUCUGCGACAGCUGGAGUUCCAGGAGAGUCACCCGAUGCCGACAUCACCCUUGGAACCAUACCACAAGGCCAACCUAUCGAACCUCUCCACCAUGAGCAGCAACACCAGCAUGAGCGAGGACUCGUGCCAAACCAUCAUCACGACCUGCGCCGUCGUCCAUCAGGAACAAUCCCCGAUGAAGCCGCAAGAUCAACUACCCUACCCGCUCCCUCCACCAUCAUCAACUUCAGCAGUCGAUGAAGUUGACACGAUUGUCAAAUAUAGCAACAGUAAUAACCCAACUAGUGGCGCUCCUUCCAACAACGGUCUCCUGGAGCUGCCCCCAUACCCGAGUCCUCCCUCGACGACGUGCCAUUCGCGACAAGCCAGCGAAGACUUCCCGCCACCUCCACCGGCGAUCGACUUUGAACCACUUAACGAGCAGUUAAGUGAGAUCCAAAGCCUGCAACAGCACCACGGCGUAAAGUCCGCGAUGAUGUCGCAAUCGCAACCGGUCCAGAACACGACCAGCAUCCUGGCCCAGCUGCAGGCCAAACAGCACCAGCUGAUGAUGAUGAACAAGCUGCGCGAACAGCAGCAGCAGCAACAACAUAACUUGAACAAUCCAAUCAGCGCUAGUGAGAUACUGAACGAAACCAGUCGGUCCGAGAUCUGGUUGAAGGAACUCCAAGCAAAGCAGGUCGCGUUGAAGCAGCAGCAACAGAGUCAACCGCAGCAGCAGUUGCAGCAACAGCAACAACAACAGUCUGGUUCCGAUGUACGAAGCGUUCGGGAUUUGGCUUCCCGAUUCGAGCAAAUUAAGAUGAUGCCUAUGCAGCAGCAGCAGCAACAACAACCGCAACAGAAUCCAUCUCCUCAACCUGCCACCUCCUCAAGUAUUAGACCCUACCCGAGUCAGGAGAUCCUGAAUGGACCAGUGAAGCAGUCACUGACGCAGCCAAUGCAGCAACAAUCGCAACAGCAGCAACCGACAAACGUCCGGACCGGGAUGAGUGGUCUACUGGUGGAGCAGAAGGCAAAACCGGCGAUCUCGACGGUCGACGAUCAAGGCGUCGACGAGGUGGAUUGUGCUGCGGCAGCUUUCAAGAUGCUGCCGAAGCCGCGGUACGACAUUGCUCAAGCCCAGAUUCAGGAGGAAAUCCGGGAGGUCGAGAUGUUGAACCAGGUGGUGCAGCAGACUCUGAAUAAUGUUGGUGGAGGUGCUGUUACCAGCAAGCGCACCAAGAAGAAGAGCGUAUCGUUCUGCGAUCAGGUUAUACUGGUCGCGACCGCUGAUGAUGAUGAAGAGGAUGGUUUUAUCCCCAAUCCAAUUUUGGAGCGGGUUCUGAGGACCGCCGGCAGUGGAGGAAGUGAUUCGGAAGAUAACGUGCCGAAGAAUAAUCCGACGACGCUUUCGACCAGUAUAACCUAUCAUCCGAUCAAGGGUGGUGCUCCUACGUCUAGCAGCAAUGGACAGCAGUACUCUUUGGCUGCAGACAUGCAUAAGCAGAACAUGGAAAUUCAGCGGCAGCUACAGCAGCAGUAUUAUCCGCAGACACAGGUCUUAAGCGAGAGCUAUCAGCCCCAGCAGCAACCACAGGUUCCUCAUCAACCACAACAGUAUUCAACGAUUCCGAGUAAUGCGGCAGGUUUCAAAACGCAACAAUUCCAACAGCAGCAGCAACAAGUUUCUACACCUUCCUAUCCGGAGACUCAAACGCUGCCGAAGUCUAUGAUCUACCAAGCUCCUCCUAUGCCGCAGCAACAGUAUCUCCAGCAGAAGCAACGGAUGUACGACGACAACAGCAGUGAGCACAGCUUCGAAAUGCGAAUGGUGCCUGCUCCGACGCAGUCAGUUCCCGCACCUGUCAGUAAUGGCUACGUUCAGCAAUCGUCGCCUUACAUGACCGUCCCCUGUCCGAUCGAUCAAGGUUUCCAGACGGUAUCGGCGACCCCUACGAUGACGACCAACACCCCCGUUGGAUCAUCCAACCCGGCACUGCCCCUAGGAAUACGGCAAAAUAUCACAUCCCUGAUGCAGCACCCGAACGUAGGCUUGAUGCGGCAACAACCGCAACAACAACUACCGCAACAACAACCGCAGCAACAGCUAGCUUCUAACGUUUACCAGAAGCCUCCGAUGCCCGUCAACUAUCAACAGCACCAGCAGCAGCAGCAACAGUUACAAAACCCUUACAACCCUCCCAAUGGUAACCCUUACAAUACUUACAGCUCGCAGCCAGCCCCCAUUCAGCAGCAACAACAGCAAAUUCCCUCACCAUACCAGAGGGUUCCAAUGCCCCACUAUCAGGACUCCCCCUAUCACGAUCUUCCCCUGCCCCAAUCGCAACAAGUUCUUCCCCCACAGCAGCAACUCUAUCUUCAACCCCAACAAUACCAGCAAAAGCCUCCACAAAAGAAGGUUAGCUUCGAGCCGGGAACAAAGGGUGGAUCUGAUUGCCCCCCUUCGCCGCAACCGCUCGGCCAAAGCACGCAGCCACUCAAUGGUAGUACCAUCACGAAUGGCGUUGCUUCCACUGAGCAGCAGCAACAGCAGAUUGGCCUUCCGGUUUCGACGAGGGUUCCAAUCGCUUCCGGCGGCUACAAUGGCGCAGCCAUCGUCAAGAACGCAGCCAAGGCAGUGCAGUGCAACCUCUGCCGCAAGAAGCACUGCAUCCUGCCGGCCAUCUACUGUACCGACUGCGAGUUCUACAUGACACGGUUCCAGGCUCCAGUUCGGAGGUGAUCGUUCACGAUGGCUGCGUCCUGCUUUGUAGCUUGAAGCUGUUUUUUUUUUGAAAAAAGUGCAAAUUAGAUCGUUUAGUCUGACGAAAACAAAGUGCCUUCGGUUCGGUAUCCCUGGAAACGUGAAACCGGCUGUGCCGGUCUCUCCUAAUCCAUUGGGAACCGAUCGAUUAUUUUUCUCUGCUGCUGUGAAAGUUGCCUUAAGUUUCGAACGUUAGCGUUAUUUAUUUCCCUCACUGUAAGUUUAUUUUUCCUCUCUGCUGGUGCAAACGACAGUUUGAAACUGUCUUCUUUACGGUUUUAAGAGAAUUUCUUUUGAAAAGAAUGAAAUUUAGUAAUCCAAGUAAGCUGUUAUGUCUACGUUCAAUUUUUCGAGGGGACGAAACCAACCCCUGUUUCAAAUGUGAUAUUUAAAACUACUAUUUGAAUGACGUUUUUUUUUAAUCUAGCUGAACGUUCAUUAUAUGACAUUAGACAAUUUUAAGCUAGUACGUCCCUUAGAAUGUUAGGAAAAUUAUCAGUUAAGAGAUUUUAGUAAAAAAAAAACAAAAAACCGAACAACCAUUCCCACAAACUGCCGUCCGCAUUAAAUGUGUUCCACAACAUGAACGCAAUGCAUUUUAUUACUUUUUUCACACAAACCACAGCAAGCGAGCAGUUUCGUUCCUAGCCUUAUCGAAACUCUUGUGAAACUGUGUAAAUGUAAAUAGUAACUCCAUUUUAGUUAUCUUAAGUAAAGUGACCAAGCUCCAACUUCGUCGACAUUCCAUUAGAAUUUAAGUGCAACGAACGUAAGUCAUUGCCUGCAAUGCCGCUACUUACUUAAAUAUUUAAAGCAAGAAAGAAUCAAUGGCGAGUUUCUCGGUGCAAACCCAGAAACUCCCUAUCGAUGAUUUGCUACAACAAUCAAUGAAAAGUAUUUUAUUUACUCAACAAAACAUUUCGCCACCCCGUAAGUAUUAUAUCAAACAAAAACAAAGCUAAUCAAUCAUGCAACAAGGUGAGAUUCAGUUCUGCCAAUCUCCGUAGAUUUUUAAGGUUUCUAAUUUUAAUCAUAAACUUUACCCCAUUCAUCAUCCUUUUUCGGUUUUAAGUUGAAACUCAAGAGUAUUUAUUACGUUUUUAGUUGCCAAACAACAACAAUUAAUAUAUCGCUUUUUAAAUAUGUAUAUUUUCCUCUCUCCAAUCAUCCUCAAUCAUAAGUCCAUCCAUCAGUCAGUCGAUUGAGUUAAUCCAACUUUGCCUAUGUAUGUGUCCUAGCUAUUAGCCGAUUAACCACUUUAGUCUACUUACAUAUAUGUACGUCCUACGUUUAAGUUUUAUAACGUUGAUUUGGAAAAAAAGACAUGAAUCAUGAAAAAAAGCAAAUCAUGAAAACAAAACUCCACAUAAACGAACAAAAUAUUUGAAUAAAAUUUCUUCUUUAUUUUUCA
Molecule: messenger RNA, 8860 nt
Organism: Uranotaenia lowii
Lineage: Eukaryota; Metazoa; Arthropoda; Insecta; Diptera; Culicidae
Gene: ec
Exons: 9
Coding region: 1468-7428 (1986 amino acids)
Biological process (GO): protein deubiquitination
Molecular function (GO): cysteine-type deubiquitinase activity
Source: RefSeq, a predicted model, not a curated record